CGUUCACACAACACCAGCAAGUCAUUUCAAUUCGAAGGGAAUUCCAAAGUAAAUUGGGUCUGCAACACACCAGUACACCACUCCACUUCUCCAUUGAUUCAAAAUUCCAAACCUCAAGUGCGUCUGAUUUUGAGGUCCGCACUUUGCAUUGAAUUGGGUAUUUCGAAAGGAUUAGGGCUAAAAAUUCAGGCUGAAUUAAAAGGAUUAGAGCUACAAAUUCAGGCUGAACUGAGGGAUAGUAAUUAGAAGCAUUGAAUCAAGGGUUUUGUGUUUCCUUCGAAGCUACAGAAUAAUCAAUUGAUUCAAGAUCAGAUUUUUGGACAAUAACCAAGUCAGGUACACAUCAACUUCCUUUGAAUUCAGUCUAUUUUGUACAGUUUUUAUGGAUAUUUAUGUGAAGUCUCUGUUAAUUUAAACCAAAAUUCUGGGUUGAAUGUGAACAUUUACUUUAAUAUAUGGUAUUGUAAUUUGCUAUAUUUGAAGUUUUGAACGGAUAUUAUGUUGUGUUUGUAUGUUUGUAUUGCAAGAAUUUAAUAUGUUUCAAAUUGUAUGUCCUUCAAUUGUCUGAAUACUAAUACGAAGCACUUGUGUUUUUUUUGGAGGGAAAGUACAUUUGGGAUUUGGAGUUAGUUAUGUAGAAUUAUUAGUAUAGGAUUAUUAGUGAUAAUUACGAGUAGUUAUUUUUUUAUUGACCAUAGAGGAACAAGAAAAAAGAAGAAAAAAAGUACUUACCAUUGAGAAUUUCCCAAUAAUGAAAACCAACUUGUAUCCGACAUUCUAGAAUAGUGUAUGUGACUGUUAAUUCUAGACGGAGGUUGCCAAUCUGGCAAUCCCCAAAUCCCCAAUGGUUGAAAAUGGUGGACGAUGCUUGAACCAUUUCAAAGACCAAUAAUAUGGAGUUUAUGUGAAAUGACAUUAGAUUAGUGAUCAGAGUUACUUGCCUCUCUGUCUGCUGAGUGCUGAGUGCUGAGUGCUGACUGCUGACUGCUGUGACAUUACCAAAAUUAUUGCACAAGUGUAGCAUCAUCGCCUCCUUGCUUAUCAUCUACAUUUGGCCUUCCUUCGAAAGUUUAGCUGUUCUCGGUAUCAACCAUCAAAGGACAAUGAUCAAAGCAAAGUACUCUCAAUAGUGUGUAUAUCUUUGUGUGUGAAAGACCAAUGAUCACAACAAAUUACUCUCAUUAGUGGUUAAGUGGUUGAACCAUUGUUACCUGAUUCGCUAGUAUGAGACUGGAUACUGCUUCGUAAUACGCUUCCUAAUUUGCUAAACUAGACUAACUUCGUGUUAUAAUUCGCUUUUAUGGUUCGCGGUUCGUGGGAUGAUUAGAGAAUUAGGUAACGUUGGGUUGAACAUUAUGUAUGUGUGUGUGUGCACAUGUGUGUCUCUAGCAACGAGCUAAGAUAGAGAUGAUGCCAUAAAACUUACCAAGAUUCUGCUACGAUUAGAUACUUCUUGUAAGGACACAUACAAGCCACACAGUGUGGUAACUCCUGUUGUCAUUGGUGCCAAGCUAUGUCACGGAACAAAUUAUUUGAACUUUGAAGAGGGUCCUCCAAGACAAGUCACAAAGAGGACUAAAGUAUGAUUGUAUGAAGCAUCAGAGCUAAGAUUGGGCUGAAUUGGUUCUAGUAGUGGUAGAGAGUAAUCUGUGAACAGCUUCUUUCAGUGAUCGGCAUAAGAGCAGAAACAACCUAUUUAACCGAUGUUUCAGACACUAAUGAAACUCCACUUCUGCUGGCAGCUAGGAAAGCUUGUGUUGAGACUCUUGAAGAAGUAUUUAUUUAUUUCCUCACUCACUGGACUGUUUAAACCAUGCUCAACAGACUUUGUUGCUCGUUGCAAUCAAGAGAUACAACUUGAAUGUUUUCAAGCGUAUUGAACAACUUUUCCUUGUCAGGAGUCAGGGAAGAGAUGUGACAACAGAAGGUAAGUCCAUCUUACACAUGGUUGACACCGCAAGAUAAGAACUCCGGUCCUCCAGUUGUCUAAGAACUUAAUUUGUUUGGAGGUAUGCAUAAUUGUGAUAUUAAUGGAUAAUAUUUAAAAGCCAUUGAUAGGUUUAGUUUGUUUUAUUGUCUGCUCUCAAUAUUUGUGCGGUAAUGCAACUGCUGGUUCUAUUUAGACUUCUCCUGGUAUUUCAGAAAGUUUGAAUCUGCAAAAUUGCUGUAAUUUUAAAAUCAAGGAAAGCUAUGCUUAACCAUUGUGCUUUAUACCUGUAUGUGCAGUACUUGUAAAAACUCAUUUAUCAAAUGAUGACUGCUGAUUACAGUCAUUUUAUCGAGGCUAAGGAUUGGCUGAAGGCUUCAGCCUGAAGCGCAUUAGAGAAAACUGCACUGUGGUUAUUGUUCUGCUGAUUGCCACAGUCGUUUUGGCUGUUGCCUACAUAAUACAUGAGGGUUCAAAGCAAGCAACGGGGUAUACUCUCCUCCUUGGACAGUCUAUCUUCCUCCGUAGCAACUAUUAUUCUCAUGAUGGAUAACAGAGCGUUGGACCAAGAUUGCAAUUUAUGUUGUUGCUUCUCUCCCUGUAUGUAUCUUUUUACUCUCUUAUACUCCAUAUCCCUCUUUACAUACAACUUGCUGAAACUUUAAGGUACUGAGUCUGCAUGUGCUUCAAAAUUCAAAACCUACACACCGUUCUCCUAUCAAGAACGUGAGAUGAGAUUGGUAAGUUUCGUCCUACUUCUGCUUGUUCUUCAAGAGUUCAAGGCCUAUAUACCGUUCCCUUAUCAAGAACGUGAGAUGAGAUUAUGUUUUGUCUGCUAGCUCUUUAAGCAUCGAUGUAUUUAGCAUUGUUGUGCAUUUGAUUUUACAGUCAUAUGUGAAAAAUAUAUGUAAGUAAUAACUGAUAAGAAUUUGCACCUACAAAUUUCUUUUACGCUAUUUGAGAUAUAUGCCUGUACACGACUCUGAAAAUAAUCAAAGAAUUCCUAUGAAAACUUUAAAAACAGUGUAAGUAGAAUUAGAGAUCGCGAGUUUGAGAGAUAAAACAGCACUAAUAGUAAGCAAGUGAACUGACUGAAAAGUGAAAACCACCAUGAAGAGCUAGAAAAGGUGAAAAGCUGUGUGAGUUAGAAUAUUUUGACUUUUGAUGAUAAUGUACACUUGCCCGGCCUACAUGAUAAUAUUUGAUUUGUAAUAAGGAUCAGAGGAUGAAGAAAAAGGAGCAAUGUGUUUUGAUGGAGCAUAAUUUGUACUUAGCAUAUAUACUAUCUUAAUCCUGAAGAUUAUAUUAAGUUUAAUUCCAAGAUUGUGGGACAAGUGUAGCAUCCUUAAUUACAUCUGUCUUAAGUAAGGUUUUUUGCCCAAUUACUUUCAAAUGGUUCUACUAAGAAAGGUUAAAAAUAUAAUCAAAGUAAAGUAUUGGGUUCAUAAUUCUCAAUUAUAUAUUUUUGGAAAGGUUGAUUACUUUUAGCAUAUUUUACCUUAUUAUUGGCUCUACACUCUUUUCAGUCCUUUUUAAUCUCUGUACGUGGUCUAUGAUCAUGGCGGUUGACGAUCUCCAAACAAAAUUAUACCGUGAACUCUGCAAUAAUAGCAAUGACGCGGUCAUUGAGCUUUGCCCAUCCUACCUGAGCGAAUGAAUGCUUGGGGAGACACCAUACUCCAUGACGCAUCCACCUCCAACAAAGGGCUUGAUUUGGCAAGAAAGCUAUUGCAGAAAGUCCCUGAAUUGCUACUAGCGCGCAACAAAUCGGGUGAGUCUUCUGUCUUCCGAGCUACUCGUUAUGGCAGGAGAAAGAUCUUUGAGUUCCUUGCCGAAGAGGUGGAUAAAUUCUGUGACUCAGACUCAAACAAAGAGUUUGACCACCUCUACUUCUUUCAGAGAGAUGACAAUACUACCAUUCUUCACAUGGCUAUCCUUACAAGAAACUUUGAUAUGGCGCUUAUGAUAGCAAGAAAAUAUCCUCAUCUUUGUGGUAUACGAGCUCAAAAUAAGAGGACUGCUCUUCAAAUACUUGCUUGUACUCCAGCAGCAUUCAAAAGUGGAAAGAAAUUUGGGCUCGUAAAGAAACUUCUUUACUCAAGUGUUUCAAUUGAUGAACAAUCCAGUACCGAAGAAAUGAGCAUAAUUCUGAAAGUCGUGGCAUUCAUAUUAAGCAUCAGUAAAUCUUGCUGGACAUUGCCCAUGAUAGAAGAAGUCAAAGAGGUGAAGAAGGGGCACAAGGAUGCACUAAAUCUAGCCAAGAUUUUAAUCCAAUACGAUACUUCUUGGAUGGACACACACGAGCCACGUGCUGAGGUUACUCCCGUUAUAAUGGGCGUUAUUCCUAUAAUUAGUGAUGAGUCUAGAGAAGAGGAUAUGACAUUAAUGGAGAGUUUAUACCAAGAAGAUGAUGAUGAUUAUGACAUAGAGAGCAGAGAGAAAAUUUAUAGAGGUGAUAUUUAUGACAAUGAUGAAGCUCCAUUGCUGCUGGCAGCUAGGAAAGGGUGUAUCGAGAUUGUGAAAGAGAUAUUGAACAUGUUUCCACAGGCUGUGAACUAUCUAAAUCAUGAUCAAGAGAAUGUGUUACAUGUAGCCAUCAAAAGUCGCAACUUGGAAAUUUUCAAGCUUGUUGAACAACGAGCUAACCUUCAUAGAGGUUUAUUAGGAGCUGUUGAUAACAAAAACAACUCCAUUCUCCACAUGGUUGGAUGCCCAAGGAAAGUUCUUCCGGGUACUAAGAUGAGAAGUCCGGUGCUACAGUUGUCUGAUGACUUGCUUUUGUUGGAGCACUUAGAAAGCAUUUGUCCAAGUUACUUGGUGAACCACCGCAACGAUCAGAUGAUGACCGCAGAUGAACUGUUUGCCAAGAACAAUGAAAGUCAUCGUAUCGAGGCCAAAGAUUGGCUAAAGCGCACUGCAGAACACAACACAGUGGUUAUCAUUCUCAUAGCCACAGUUGCCUUUGCUGCUGCUUACACAAUACCAGGAGGUCCAAAUCAAGACACGGGCUACCCACUCCUCAUUGGGCUGCCUUUCUUCCUAGUUUUCACCGUUACAGAUGUUCUUUCACUUGGUUUCGCUUUGACAGCAAUAGUCGUUUUCCUGGCUAUACUGACGUCAUCUUAUCAGCUGAAAGACUUCCGAAGAUCUCUUCCACAAAAGCUGUUGCUGGGUUUUACACUUCUGUUCCUAUCAGUGACAAUGAUGAUGGUGGCAUUUGCAGCAACUAUUCUUCUAAUGGUAAAUAAAAAAGAGAGAUGGACAAAGAUAACACUUUAUAUUGUUGCUUUCUUCCCAAUAUGUAUAUUUAUGCUAUCUUAUAUCCCUCUUUACAUAAAACUUGUUAAAACUCUGAAUUACUGGAUUAAGAAGCUUGGUGAGUCUCUUCCUAGGCUUGCAUGCCCUUUGAGGCCUGCACGUCGAGCACUGGAAUAAAGUUGUCAAGAUCUGAUUCUACUAA
This is a messenger RNA of Spinacia oleracea (spinach), 5387 nucleotides long. RefSeq names its product ankyrin repeat-containing protein ITN1. Gene Ontology annotation, cellular component: membrane. Gene Ontology annotation, molecular function: protein binding. The transcript is spliced from 6 exons. Lineage: Eukaryota; Viridiplantae; Streptophyta; Magnoliopsida; Caryophyllales; Amaranthaceae. The coding region runs from base 3581 to 5362 and encodes 593 amino acids. The record is from RefSeq and is a predicted model, not a curated record.